CAGCGGCAGCGGCAGCGAACGGGCCAUGCAGGGGCCGGGCUCCGGGCUCUGCCCGUUCUUCAUCAUCUUCACCCUUCUCUUCCCGCUCCUGCCGGCGGCCGCCGCGCUCGCCGCCCCCCCGGCCCGGCCGUGCGUCCCCCCGGGUCUGCGCCGCGGGCCGCUCCCAGAACCAGCAAGCUCCGGAGAGGCUCGUGCAAGGUUGUGCAGGACCAGGGAGCCCGACGUCGGGGGUCGGGAGGACGUGGGUUUCCAGCGGCUGCCGGGGGCGGGCAGGAGACUGCCUGCUCCCCCCUGGGAUGUCGCCCCUCCUCGGGAUGCCACCGGGAGGCCAGGCCCUGCCCCUGGUCCCGUGUGGAGCAGGCGCUCCUCCCAGGAGCCCCCUGAAGCCCCCAGGGCUGGCGCUGCUCUCAGGAGGAGGAAGAGGGACUGGGUGAUCCCCCCCAUCAAGGUUCCUGAAAAUGAGAGGGGCCCCUUCCCUAAAAAGCUGGUUCAGAUCAAAUCCAACCGGGACAGAGAUACCAAGAUCUUCUACAGCAUCACAGGGCAGGGGGCAGAUGCCCCCCCUGAGGGGGUCUUCACCAUCGAGAAGGAGUCAGGCUGGAUGAAGGUGACGCAGCCGCUGGAUCGGGAGCGUAUCGACAAGUACCAUCUCUUCUCCCACGCCGUGUCAGAGAAUGGCAAACCGGUGGAGGAGCCCAUGGAGAUCAUCGUCACCGUGACAGACCAGAACGACAACAAGCCCCAGUUCACACAGGAGGUGUUCAGGGGCUCUGUGCCCGAGGGUGCUUUGCCAGGCACCUCCGUGAUGCAGGUGACCGCCACCGACGCGGAUGAUGCAGUGGAAACCUACAAUGGUGUCAUUGCCUAUUCCAUCCUCAGCCAGGAGCCGCGGGAGCCUCAUCCCCACAUGUUCACCAUCAACAAGGCCAAUGGCGCCCUCAGCGUCAUUGCCAGCGGCCUGGACCGGGAGCGCGUGCGGGAAUACACGCUGACGGUGCAGGCGGCUGACCUGGACGGCGAGGGGCUGACCACAACGGCGCUGGCGGUGAUCGAGAUCGCAGAUAUCAAUGACAAUGCCCCUGAGUUUGACCCCAAAACGUAUGAGGCAGCUGUGCCAGAGAAUGAAGCCGGGCGGGAGGUGGCCAGGCUGGUUGCCACUGACCUGGACGAGCCAAGCACUCCGGCAUGGCGAGCCAUCUACUCCAUCUUGCGUGGCAACGAGGGAGGUGCCUUCACCAUCACCACCGACCCUGCCAGCAAUGAGGGUGUGCUCCGCACAGCCAAGGGUCUGGACUACGAAGCCAAGAAACAGUUUGCGCUCCAUGUUGCUGUGGCCAAUGAAGCCCCCUUUGCAGUGAAGCUACCAACAGCUACUGCCAUGGUCACAGUCAAUGUGGAGGAUGUCAACGAGGCACCCAUCUUCAACCCACCAGUGCAGCUCGCUCGGGUGCCAGAGGAUGUGCCACCAGGGCAGACUCUCACCUCCUGCACAGCCCAGGACCCCGACAAGGCACAGGGACAGAGGAUCAAGUACCUGGUUGGGCACGACCCAGCAGGAUGGCUGGCCGUGCACCCUGAGAAUGGCCUGGUGACAGCACGGGACCACCUGGACCGUGAGUCCCCCUUUGUCAAGAACAGCACCUACAGUGUCGUGCUGCUGGCUGUGGAUGACGGCUCGCCGCCUGCCACAGGCACUGGCACCCUGCUCCUCACCCUGCUCGAUGUCAAUGACCACGGCCCUGAGGCAGAACCCCGGGACAUCACUGUCUGCAACCACAACCCCCAGCCCCAGGUCCUCACCAUUACUGACCGGGACCUGCCCCCCAACACUGGGCCCUACCGUGCCGAGCUCAGCCAGGGCUCUGGGGACAGCUGGGCUGUGGACGUCAGCAACCAAGAUGACACCGUCACCCUGCGACUGGUGGCACCACUGGAGCCAGACCUGUACCGUGUCUACCUGCGGCUCUUUGACCAGCCGGGCAAAGCCCAGCUCACCGUCAUCACCGCGCAGGUCUGCGCCUGUGAGGGGCCGGUGCAGAGCUGUCCCCAGAGCCAGCAGCCCGCCACCAGCCUGCCCUUCAUCCUUGCUGCCCUGGGUGCCCUCUUGGCCUUGUUGCUCAUCCUGCUGCUGCUGCUGCUCUUUGUGAGGAGGAGGAAGGUGACGAAGGAGCCGCUGCUGCUGCCCGAAGAUGACACACGGGACAACAUCUUUUACUACGGGGAGGAGGGCGGUGGGGAGGAGGAUCAGGACUAUGAUCUACGUCAGCUGCACCGGGGCCUGGACACCCGCCCCGAGGUGCUGCUCCGCAAUGACGUGGCCCCUACCCUCCUGCCAGCGCCCCAGUACCGGCCCCGCCCCGCCAACCCCGAUGACAUCGGCACCUUCAUUGAUGAGAACCUGAAGGCGGCCGACACAGACCCCACAGCUCCCCCCUAUGACUCUCUGCUGGUGUUCGACUACGAGGGCAGCGGCUCAGAGGCCACCUCACUCAGCUCCCUCAACUCCUCCACCUCUGACCGUGACCAGGACUAUGACUACCUCAACGACUGGGGCAGCCGCUUCAAGAAGCUGGCAGACCUCUACGGGGGGGGGGAGGAAGAUGACUAGGACCCCCCCCCCCAGCCCUGCUGUACCCUCUGCCCCACGCCUUACUGCUGCCUGUGCCUUGGGGCUGCCAGCAGCCAACCCACCCCCUGCCUUGGCGGCUGCCCCCUCGCCUUCCUCGCCUGUAUUUUUGGGUUUUUUUUUAAUGUAUGGAAUAAUAAAUGCCGUGUGACACUCCAGAUGGGGUGAGAGGGU
Messenger RNA from Calypte anna (Anna's hummingbird), 2800 nucleotides. Its product is annotated as B-cadherin. Gene Ontology annotation, cellular component: cytoplasm; adherens junction; plasma membrane. The record is from RefSeq and is a predicted model, not a curated record. NCBI's taxonomy places the organism in Eukaryota, Metazoa, Chordata, Aves, Apodiformes, Trochilidae. Gene Ontology annotation, biological process: multicellular organism development; cell morphogenesis; cell-cell junction assembly. Gene Ontology annotation, molecular function: calcium ion binding; cadherin binding. Bases 26 to 2608 code for a protein of 860 amino acids. The transcript is spliced from 15 exons.